Messenger RNA from Baudoinia panamericana UAMH 10762, 330 nucleotides. RefSeq lists its product as uncharacterized. The record is from RefSeq and is a predicted model, not a curated record. The transcript is spliced from 2 exons. Lineage: Eukaryota; Fungi; Ascomycota; Dothideomycetes; Mycosphaerellales; Teratosphaeriaceae. Bases 1 to 330 code for a protein of 109 amino acids.
AUGGCUGGCGGCAGACGGGACUGGUGUGAUCGAGCAUGUAAUUCGCCUGGCCGUGGCUAUCUCGUCGGCCUCGCUAUCCUCACCUAUCACCUGAGCUACAAGCGUGGGGUUGGUGACGGCGCUACAAUUGCGAUUGCUGACACCAGUGAGCUUGCACUUGGUGAUGCCGGUCAGCUUGCAUUUUGUACCAUCGGUAAUAUUGCAUUUCAGGAUGCCGGUGAGGUUGCGGUCGAUGCUGCUGGUGGGGUUGGGAGAAAUGAAGAUUGGUGUGAACGAGCAGGGUCUAAAGAUGUAUCGGGCAUCCAGCUCCUCGGACUUGCCGGAGCUUAA